Messenger RNA from Leishmania braziliensis MHOM/BR/75/M2904, 2019 nucleotides. RefSeq lists its product as hypothetical. The record is from RefSeq and is a predicted model, not a curated record. Bases 1 to 2019 code for a protein of 672 amino acids. The transcript has a single exon. NCBI's taxonomy places the organism in Eukaryota, Euglenozoa, Kinetoplastea, Trypanosomatida, Trypanosomatidae.
AUGGCGUCAAUGGCGAGUCUCGGCAUCUCGACCGGAUUCACACGUGCGUCGAUGCCGCUCAUCCGCUGCGUAUCGUUCGCUACAGUGCUCCUACUGCUACUGCUGUGUAGCAGAGCCCAGCAAGCAUGCAGCCUGGCUGUCGCCCUUACACCGACAGUGGAGCAAAGUACUGCCGCGUUGUCUGACCAGUUGUGGCUACUCUCAGAGUACGCAAUCAGCAAGACAGCUGCGUUGGUGCCACCCGUUGAGCAAAUGGGAGUGACCCGUGAGGAGCCUGAGGCCGCCAGAUCCUUCGCACAUCCUGAAUCGAAGAUGUCAACCACCACGUUGGAGGAACCAACAACGACUACCACGACGGAGGAACCAACAACGACUACCACGACGGAGGAACCAACAACGACUACCACGACGGAGGAACCAACAACGACUACCACGACAGAGGAACCAACAACGACUACCACGACGGAGGAACCAACAACGACUACCACGACAGAGGAACCAACAACGACUACCACGACGGAGGAACCAACAACGACUACCACGACAGCGGAACCAACAACGACUACCACGACAGCGGAACCAACAACGACUACCACGACAGCGGAACCAACAACGACCACGGCUCUUCCCACUCGCUCACCCAUCACCUUCUCUGUUGGAGCAUUGGCGGGUGUUGUCGCGGGGGGCAUUGCGGUCGGUAUUUUCUUUGGUGUUGGUGUUACGUUGCUGGUCAUGUGCUGCCCCUGCUUCCUGCCGUGCUGCAAGCGAGGCUCACAAUCCGAGCAGGAGGUGGACGAUAAUUUUGCGGAGGCUCAUGAAAUGGCAGAGACGGGCUGCUCCGGAAGCUCAGAGUGGAGUAGUAAACACGAGAACGGUGUUAAGGGGAUCCAGAAUUCUGUCAAGCUAUUCAACGAGAAUGUUGCGUUCGUUGCCCACGACGACAACAACGUGAAUCCACUCGCGCCUCCCUUUGUCCCCAGCCCGAAGAGCGCGCCGCCGCUCGUCGCCGGCGACCCAGCACACGUCAAUACCUUCAACAACCGCCCGUACAUCCAGAACGGCAUCGUGCCGUGGACGGGCCGGCCGCCGGUGCUUAGAGGUCCGCAGCCUGCGUGUAUGGUUCCUACCAUCACCAAGGAAGGCGAGGUUAUUCCACGCGAACGGCGAGUACUCCCUGGCCUCGGCCUCUUUGAGACCCCGAUCAUUCCGAUCGCUUUGCCUGUACCGUCAUUGCCGCCACCGAAGACGGGGGCCGCCGCCGCCGUCGCCAGGGCAAAGGCGCUCUUUCAAUCGAAGGUGCUUCGUCAGUUCUGUGGUUCCGCAUCGGCAGAAGAAGAGCAGGCAGUCGCAGAGGCAGCCAAGAGGGACCAGCCAGUCAUUCAGUGGUUUCACCGCCUUGUAUACUUCACGGCACUGGCCAACUCCCCUGAGAUAUCCGGUCUUGAUGAAUCAGACACUGACAAGAGUGAGACACAGUAUGCCGAUGAAGACACAGCCGCUGUCGUCGUCGCCGUUCCGACCUGUACUGCCGAUUCAGGUGCUUCCGAUGGGGCACAUGCAAAACCUCCUCUACCCGCAACCGCUGGUACUCCCCAGCUGGCGCCUUACGCCGCUCUCGCCACACCAGGCAUGCCCCUCACAGCCAUGCACUACGCAAAUUCGCAGUACCAGGUCCCACCAGGAUUGUAUGGUGCACAGUAUUACCCAUUGACACACCCACAGAUGCCAGGGAACACUUCAGAAAUGAUGCUGCGUGGCUCCCUGUACGAUGCCGACCACCUCGUAGUGCCUGCGUAUGGAAUGGGCGGCGGCGCAGUAGGCCAUUGUCCAGCGCCUGGCGGACAUGGAGGCACCCAUGCAGCUGCUGCCUCCGGCAGCGGCUACAGCUUCCUCCCCUCGUCGCAGAGAUUACUGUCACCGCAGGCGCAACCAAAUCAACAGGGGUUGUCCUUAGUUCUGCAGCAGACGACCCUCUCGAAGGCCUCGCGGAGCUCCGUCCCAUCCACCGUGCCUCAUUAG